Messenger RNA from Daphnia carinata, 1412 nucleotides. RefSeq names its product L-selectin-like. NCBI's taxonomy places the organism in Eukaryota, Metazoa, Arthropoda, Branchiopoda, Diplostraca, Daphniidae. Gene Ontology annotation, molecular function: carbohydrate binding. The coding region runs from base 667 to 1332 and encodes 221 amino acids. The record is from RefSeq and is a predicted model, not a curated record. Gene Ontology annotation, biological process: biological process involved in interspecies interaction between organisms. Gene Ontology annotation, cellular component: external side of plasma membrane. The transcript has 5 exons.
ACAACCGCAAAGAAAGUGAAAUAGAUGUACAGUGCAGUUCAGUGCUGUUGUCUACGCAGAAGGAAUCCAAAACGUUGCCGAAAUACUGAAGAAAUAAGGACAUGAAUCCUUCACUUGCGCAUUCGUAAAGAUAUUCUCGUUGCAAUGGAAGACUUUCGCCAGAGAACUGUGCUACUUGAGAACGUCAGGCAACAGUUUCCUUGUGUAGUCCGUCUCUUUGCUGACGUCCAGUACCAAACCCAUUUUGGCCACUUUACGCUCUAUGUAUCAUCAUUGGAUGGAUGACCACGAAUCAACAACCUUGUAAUCAAAUAAUAGUAAGUGAAUUCAUUGAUUAAUUUUUUACUUUGAUAGUUGAUUGAGGAAAACGGUUCUAGAGUAUGUUACAGGUAAUUGAUCAAUCGGUCGUAUAACUUGCGCUUCAUUGAUCGAUUUUGUUUCAUUGAAUUUAAAUGUGAUGAGGGCCUCCCUAGGUUCCAUUGCAACAAAGCGUUGUCGUCGUUAACAUACAUGGUUAUCUUUAGUUUUAGAAAACAAGGUGAGUUCCGUACUGAAAUUUCAUUAACUCCGCAUGGGAUUUCCUUCGAGACAACACAAAGUAAAACUAAAAUAUUGGUCGACAAACUUUGAACAAAAACACGUGAUAAGACAAGCCUUAAUAUUGAUAUGAUUUCAUCAGUGCAAUAUGCAGUACGUGUACUGUUAGACCGCGCUGCAAGUGUCAAUAUUUUUCGUUAUUGUGAUAGAAUGACUAAAGUUUCUAUAAUUAUCUUGUUCGCGAUUUCUACCGUUUGCUGGAGUGGACCUUCCCAGUUGUGGAAUAAAAUUGAAAUAAAGGACCGUAUGGUGGCCACGCAAAUAAAUGGAGGCUCAGACGCCAUACCUUCAUCGCAGUGCCAAGAAGAUUUCCUCCAAGGAGAUCCUAACGUACCUUGCUGGACAUUGGCAUUGAAAUGCUAUUGUUUUUCUACCCGCACUUUAGGCGUUGAUUGGAAUAGGGCGGAUCGAUUUUGCCGAGCUGGAAAUUUUACUCUCCUAAGUAUUGAAACCCACGAGGAAGAUCGAUUGAUCCAUCACCACCUCGUAACAGAACUACCUGUUUAUGGGUCAACCUAUUGGACGUCAGGAAAAUACCUUAUACCCCAAUGGGAAUGGGCCUCAACAGAACCUUUCCAGCCAUUUGACUACGCCAAUUGGUAUCCUGGAGUCCCUAACAACAAUAGACCCGACUAUUGCGUUUAUCUUUACUUCGAUGGUGGGUUUGAUAGCGGCUACUGGCGUGACAAUAGCUGCUCCACUUUGACUAAUUUCAUUUGCGAAGCAAUUGAUUAAAGCUUAGAACUAGCGGGUUGCAAUGACUGUGUUCGAAACCGGCUGAAAAACGAGAUUUAACUACUUGGAAUUUGGUCGAA